Puntigrus tetrazona (Sumatra barb) is the source of this 3088-nucleotide messenger RNA. RefSeq names its product nuclear receptor coactivator 4 (gene ncoa4). The transcript has 10 exons. The record is from RefSeq and is a predicted model, not a curated record. Gene Ontology annotation, biological process: intracellular iron ion homeostasis; response to hormone. Gene Ontology annotation, molecular function: transcription coactivator activity. Lineage: Eukaryota; Metazoa; Chordata; Actinopteri; Cypriniformes; Cyprinidae. The coding region runs from base 259 to 1980 and encodes 573 amino acids.
UUCUGGAAGUCACCGAGUGCGUUGUGCCGCGGUCGCGCCGCAGUCGCGCGCCCCUCAGAGUGGGCCCCGUGUACGUGCGGAAUCAGCGGGCGCUCGUGGAGGCGGAUAGGGGCGGGGCCGCCUGCGUCUGUGGUGACGUCGCCGUCGGCCGAGGAGAGAUAAAGCGUGAGAACAAUCACACUUUCAUCUAAACACACAAAAAACCACGCUUGGAUUGCGUUGACCACCGCUGUGUAUCGCGCGAUUGACGAGACGAGCAUGUCAUCCGUGGGGCAGAAGGAGAAGGCUGCCCUCAGGCAGUGCGUUCAGGCCCGGGCCCAGCUGGAGGAGGCUAUCGUCGGGGUCAUCAAGGCUGAAGUUCAGCUCAGGAGCAACUCCAGGGAGGUGAAGUCUCAGCUGCACAGCUGCAUCAGCAGACACCUGGAGAUCCUCCGCUCUCGUGAGGUCUGGCUGCUGGAGCAGAUUGAUCUGGUGGAGCAGCUCAAAGGAGAGACUUUACAUCAGCAGCUACAGCAGCUUCAUUUGCUCAAAGGCCAGUUUGACAUCCUUAUUCAUCAGCUGGAGUAUUCCAGUAGUAACAAUCUAGCCACCCAGCUCACCAACUGCCUGGAAAAGCUUUCUUCCCUCAAUCUGACUCCUGACGAAAGCCCAGAGAUGAGUUUCCAAGCAGAUGCACGCAGCUUGCGCCAGGCUAUCACAUCCUUUGGGACCAUUUCUUCUCAGCACAUGGAGACCUUGAACUCUUCUGAGAGACCAUGGCUUCUCCAGGACUGCCCAGUUUCUUGCAAGAAACAGAAAUUAGAUCCUGAAUGGGCCACACCUCUGGCCGAGUGGCUCAUAGGGAAUCGUUCAGUAAGCAGCGCUCCUGUAGGACACCACCUCAGCACGAACCUCCAGGACUGGCUGCUUGUUUCCAAGGAAUCUCAGGAAGAGAGACAAUUACCCGCCUUUGACUUCCAAAAAGCCUGGGGCCAGCUUCAAGACCUGGAGACUUGGCUUCUUAAGGAGAAAUUGCCAGUUCGUGAGCGAACCUGCAGCGGAAGCUCAAUCUUCUCGAUUGAGAUGAUUGAGGAAAGCGACCUAAAUCUGGAUGAGGUUGAAGUGGAAAACCAGCAGGACAAAUGGGAUGACGCUGUUGAGGAAGAAGAACUCAGCAAGUGGCUCUUCAGCCCGAGCCCGGUCAAGCAAGAUAAAACCAGCCCGGUGUCAGAUGCUGACCGCUUCAAGCAAAUCAUCAAACCCUUUUACGAGAGCUUCUCCUCCAGCGAAUGGCUAUCCAAAUCAGACUGCAGCUCUUGCUGUGCCACACGCACCACUGCCGUGGAAAUCGAGAACCUCGGAAAGCUCAAGUGCCUAAAAACUCCACCCUCAUCCGCUGCCAGCACUCCAGAACCCAUCGAGAUGUGGCUUCACAAGACCAUCCCUAUCGAGACCACCUGCAAAGCCAACGAGACCUGUGCCAGCUACUCUGAGUGCGUCUGUGAUGACAACUGUGGAAAAGAGGCCCUUAGUGCUUGGCUCCUCAAGAAAGAGGGCCGAGAUAAGAAUGGCGUUCCUGUCAGCAAGAGCGCCGCAAACAAAGCCUCCAGCCACCAGCAGGAGCAGCAGCAGAAGGUUCAAGCCAUCCUAGAGGCCUGGCUACACCCGAGCAACAGUGCCAAGUCCCCUGCCCUGUCAUCCCUCUCGGCCUGGGUGACCCCGUGCAUCAAAACCUCAGACUCUGAGACCUCUGUCCAGGAGCCUUUGCAGAACUGGCUUUCGCCAGCGAUGAAGCACAUAAGCACAACCACUGAGAAGACAAAGAGCGAGAACGUCAAAGAGCAAGACAGCAAAGACAUCGAGGAGGACAAAUGGCUUCUACGUAAACGGGCCAGCACACAGGAAAGGCUAGGCCUACCCACAGUAUGUGACCUGUUUUCCUGUAUGAAGCUCAACGGAGACAAAGAGAAGUGGCUACAUCAAGCAGCUACGCUGAUAUGAAUGCAACCAUCGGCUUUUGGAGGUUGAUUCUAGCGCCAUGUAAUUGCUGAUUAUUGCACAAUAUUAUUUUUCUUUAGUGCUCUUUAGGAAUUAAUUCUCUCUGUAACCUUCUGGAGAUUGUAUGUGUGAUUUUGAACUAAAAGUCCUGUCCAGGAGGCAAGGCUUUGGUGAACAUCGCUUGAGGAAGUGUUCAUGCAGGGGAAUUGCUGUCAUUUUGCCCUUUUAGUGGCUCAACGCAGUUGAAUUCCAGUAAAUGUGGUGGAGGCCAACGUUUUUAUAUAAGAAUUCAGUGAUUUCGAAAUCAUGAGGAAAUGGAUCAGAUUGGUGCAUACAAAACGUUUUUUUUUUCUUACAGAGGCAUACUUUAAAAUUAAAAAAUAAAUCUAUAUUAAUUUCACGCAUAGACACAGCUUUUGCUCUAAAUCAGAGAAUGAUUUCCUCCGUCAUCAGUUCUGUGAAUAUAUAUUUAUAUUUAUAUAGAUUUUACUAUUUUCUCAAGUAUAGAAUGAGCUUCCUUUGCUGUUUUUAUUACUUUUAUUUCGAUGAUUAUUACUUUUUAGUGGCAUGUAAAAUGUCAGCCAAACAUAGCAUAACUUGUGUUAUUGGAACCUCCAGAAAUCCGAUAACUCGUGCCUGACAUCGAAUGUGUAGCAAUGCUGGCCGUCGGUCCACCUCCGGUACGUGUGGAAAUCAAUCCACCAAAGUUCACCGUUUCUGCUGUGUCAGGGGCCGCAGCAGAUGUUUGUCACGUGCUGUUUGUGUUAGGCUCAGAGUUGUGGUAAAUGUUUAGCAUAGAAUCACUAUAUAGUUCUUUUUCAAUUGAAAUGCUCGCAUUAAGUACUGGUACUGCUUGAUGCCUCUCACCCUGUCAACAUAUGAAAGAUUUCUACUUGGCCGCCGAUGAAACUGGUUCACAAAUUAAACUGCUUCUUUUAGGCAAAAUUCAGUUUUCAUGAAUAUUAACAGUGCAGAAACCUUUUAUUUUUUUUCUGUCAGCAUGUGCCAGUGUUGGACUGCAGUAUUGCACACGUACACAUGUAGGUUAAUUGCUUACAUGAUCUCUAAUGCUUUGAUCCUGUCAACCGAAUAAAUAAAAAUACACAAGUCA